This is a messenger RNA of Penicillium odoratum, 408 nucleotides long. RefSeq lists its product as uncharacterized. The coding region runs from base 1 to 408 and encodes 135 amino acids. The transcript has a single exon. The record is from RefSeq and is a predicted model, not a curated record. Lineage: Eukaryota; Fungi; Ascomycota; Eurotiomycetes; Eurotiales; Aspergillaceae.
AUGAGUAACCGCAUCAACGCAACGGACACUUGCUACACAGGUGACUGCGAGCCAAAUGCUACAUGCGAGACCAUCGAAACAAAUGAUUCGACCGGCACGACAUAUGAUCUCACAACAUGUUGCGGCACCUCUGAAAUUGGCGCCGACGCCACCGGUCUUAGCUACGCUGCCGAUGGAUAUGACAGCGGCUACGGCACAACAACAUACGAUCUCGACACCGGGGCAUAUGAUCAACACCUCGACUACCGUACUGCAGACUCGCAAAGACACCACCGCGAGCGCCUCGACUCCACCGGCACAUAUCGACACAGGGAUGUUGACAGCCGCGAUGAUGGAACCACCCACGUCCAUCGGGAAUACAUGAACCCCAACACGGGUACCAGCUACCACCGUGACUAUGAGCGGUAA